Salvelinus fontinalis (brook trout) is the source of this 8805-nucleotide messenger RNA. RefSeq names its product NACHT, LRR and PYD domains-containing protein 12-like. The record is from RefSeq and is a predicted model, not a curated record. Lineage: Eukaryota; Metazoa; Chordata; Actinopteri; Salmoniformes; Salmonidae. The transcript is spliced from 17 exons. Gene Ontology annotation, molecular function: protein binding. The coding region runs from base 4897 to 8721 and encodes 1274 amino acids.
CUGGUCUGAGUCGCGUUGUACAAAACUGGCAAUAGUUUUCCGAGCUAAAGGAUAGCUGAUGAGCGCUAGCUGUGGUUAGGAUGGUUUUUGGUUAGCUGUUAUGAAAGUUUGCUGGGGUUUAGUAGUGGCUAUUUACACAUCCUAUUGAUUACAAUCUGUCCUGGUCCAUAGCACCUCACCUCAAACCGUGGUACCCACCACUAAAUCAAUAAUGACAUUUUAGCCCUUUUUUUUAUGAAUAGCUGAAUUGGCAAAUCUCUGCACAGUGCCUGUAAGUAUUCACCCACCUUGGACGUCUUAACAUUUUAUUCUGCUAGAAAGUGUCAGAGUGGAUCUCUUUUUGUCAGAGCAGAUGGUCAGGGGAUCGGAAAACAUAAUUAUAUUCAUUUGUACACAAGUAAGCCCAAAAAGAUUUGUAUUUAAAAAUGAUAAUUUCAUGUCUUGAUUACAUUGAGCCAUGUUCACAUACAGCAGGGGUCCCCAAUUCCAUUCAGUCAUGGGCUGAUUUUUCCUUGAGUGGAUGGUUGGGGUGCCGGAACACACAGUGCCUUCACUCCCAUUUUGUUAUGGCAAGACUAAAUGAGUAGAGCAGUAAAAAUGUGCUUAAGUGACUUAAGUUGCAUCAUUUUUGAAUGUCUACCUCAUCUCUGUACCCCACACAUUCAAUUAUCUGUAAGGUUCCUCUGUCUAGCAGAGAAUUUAAAACACAAAUUCAACCACAAAGAUCAGGGAGGUUUUCCAAUGCCUCGCAAAGACGGGCACCUAUUGGUAGAUGGGUAAAUUUUUUAUAAAAGCAGACAUUGAAUAUCGCUUUUGAGGAUGGUGAAGUUCUUAAUUACACGUUGGAUGGUGUAUCAAUACACCCAGUCACUACAAAGAUACCAGAGUCCUUCCUGAGUUGCCGGAGAGGAAGGAAACUGCUCAGGGAUUUCACCAUGAGGCAAAUGUUGACUUUAAAACAGUUGCAGAGUUUAAUGGCUGUGAUAGGAGAAAACUGAGGAUGGAUCAACAACAUUGUAGUUACUCCACAAUACAAUACUAACCUAAAUGACAGAGAAAAUAAGGAAGCCUGUACAGAAUAAAAAUAUUUAAAAAAAACAUGCAUCCUGUUUGCAACAAGGCACUAAAGUAAUACAGCAAACAAAUGUGGCAAAGCAAUUUCCUUUUUUUCCCCGAAAUAUAAGUGUUAUGUUUGGGGCAAAUCCAAUAACACAUUACUGAAUACCGCUCUUCAUAUUUUCAAGCAUAGUGUUGGCUGCAUCAUGUUAUGGGUACGCAUAAUCGUUAAGGACUAGGGAGUUUUUCAGGAUAAAAAAUAAACGGAAUGGAGCUAAGCACAGGGAAUAUCCUAGAGGAAAACCUUGUUCAGUCUGCUUUCCAUCACACACCGGGAGAUGAAUUCAACUUUCAGUAGGACAAUAACCUAAAAUGCAAAGCCAAAUAUACACUGCAGAUGCUUACCAUGAAGAUGGUGAAUGAUCCCGAGGUGCCGAUUUACAGUUUUGACUUAAAUCUGCUUGAAAAUCUAUGGCAAGACUUGGAAAUGGCUGUCUAGCAAUGAUUAACAACCAAUUUGAAAGAGCUUGAAGAAUUUUGAAAAAAAUAAUGGCCAAACCAGGUGUACAAAGCUCUUAGAGACUUACCCAGAAAGACUCAUGGCUGUAAUCGCUACCAAAGGUGAUUCUAACAUGUAUUGACUCGGGUGUGAAUACUUACAGUGGGGAGAAGAAGUAUUUGAUACACUGGCGAUUUUGCAGGUUUUCCUACUUACAAAGCAUGUAGAGGUCUGUAAGGUCUGUAUAACAAAAAUCCAGAAAAUCACAUUGUAUGAUUUUUAGUAAGUAAUAAUUAGCAUUUUAUUGCAUGACAUAAGUAUUUGAUACAUCAGAAAAGCAGAACUUAAUAUUUGGUACAGAAACCUUUGUUUGCAAUUACAGAGAUCAUAUGUUUCCUGUAGUUCUUGACCAGGUUUGCACACACUGCACAUUUUGGCCCACUCCUCCAUACAGACCUUCAACAGAUCCUUCAGGUUUCGGGGCUGUCGCUGGGCAAUACGGACUUUCAGCUCCCUCCAAAGAUUUUAUAUUGGGUUCAGGUCUGGAGACUGGCUAGGCCACUCCAGGACCUUGAGAUGCUUCUUACGGAGCCACUCCUUAGUUGCCCUGGCUGUGUGUUUCGGGUCAUUGUCAUGCUGGAAGACCCAGCCACGACCCAUCUUCAAUGCUCUUACUGAGGGAAGGAGGUUGUUGGCCAAGAUCUCACGAUACAUGGCCCCAUCCAUCCUCCCCUCAAUACGGUGCAAUCGUCCUGUCCCCUUUGCAGAAAAGCAUCCCCAAAGAAUGAUGUUUCCACCUCCAUGCUUCACGGUUGGGAUGGUGUUCUUGGGGUUGUACUCAUCCUUCUUCCAAACACGGCGAGUGGAGUUUAGACCAAAAAGCUCUAUUUUUGUCUCAUCAGACCACAUGACCAUCUCCCAUUCCUCCUCUGGAUCAUCCAGAUGGUCACUGGCAAACUUCAGACGGGCCUGGACAUGCGCUGGCUUGAGCAGGGGGGCCUUGCGUGCGCUGCAGGAUUUUAAUCCAUGACGGCGUAGUGUGUUACUAAUGGUUUUCUUUGAGACUGUGGUCCCAGCUCUCUUCAGGUCAUUGACCAGGUCCUGCCGUGUAGUUUUGGGCUGAUCCCUCACCUUCCUCAUGAUCGUUGAUGCCCCACGAGGUGAGAUCUUGCAUGGAGCCCCAGACCGAGGGUGAUUGACCGUCAUCUUGAACUUCUUCCAUUUUCUAAUAAUUGCGCCAACAGUUGUUGCCUUCUCACCAAGCUGCUUGCCUAUUGUCCUGUAGCCCAUCCCAGCCUUGUGCAGGUCUACAAUUUUAUCCCUGAUGUCCUUACACAGCUCUCUGGUCUUGGCCAUUGUGGAGAGGUUGGAGUCUGUUUGAUUGAGUGUGUGGACAGGUGUCUUUUAUACAGGUAACGAGUUCAAACAGGUGCAGUUAAUACAGGUAAUGAGUGGAGAACAGGAGGGCUUCUUAAAGAAAAACUAACAGGUCUGUGAGAGUCGGAAUUAUUACUGGUUGGUAGGUGAUCAAAUACUUAUGUCAUGCAAUAAAAUGCAAAUUAAUUACUUAAAAAUCAUACAAUGUGAUUUUCUGGAUUUUUGUUUUAGAUUCCGUCUCUCACAGUUGAAGUGUACCUAUGAUAAAAAAUUACAGACCUCUACAUGCUUUGUAAGUAGGAAAACCUGCAAAAUCGGCAGUGUAUCAAAUACUGGUUCUAUCCACGGUAUGUAAAUGAGAGAUUUUUGUUUAAAGUUUUUAUUCAAUUUGCUAAAAUGUCAAAAAAUAUGUUUUCACUUUGUCUUUAUGGGGUAUUGUGUGUAGAUGGGUGAGAAAAACAUUCAAUUUAAGUAACAUCAAACUGGAAUAACUCAAGGGGUAUGAAUACUUUCGGAAGAUACCGUAGCUAUAAAUAAUUUGUACACUGCAAAUUGAUCAAAAUAAUCCAUAUAAAUCAAUGGGCGCCUAUUGGGGAACCCUAAUAUACAGUAUGUCUCUCUUUUUAUUUGUGGGACUACUGUACUUGGAAACAUAUUUUCAAAAUAUUUUCUUUUAGCUGAGUUCCUGGUGAUUUUAGUAUUUUAUUAUAUAUUGUUUUUAUACAAUCCUAAAAACUUUGGGGGGCCAAAAAAACAACAACGCGAAUCAGUUUUGGCCACCUGUUGCUGACUCCUGCCCUAUGGUAUCCUAGUCAGAGAUUAAAGCGCAGGCAGGGAAGCCUCCACAGAUAACAUGGCUGCAGAGAUGGGGACCUUGAUUAUAAGGAAUCCCUCCCACAUAUGAUAGGUUCCAGCAGGUAUCCACCUCCUGGCUGCACUACCUUAAAGGCCCAGUACACUCAAUAACUAAGUGUCCUGUGUUUUAUAUAUAUUUCCACAUUGAGGUUUUGAAUAAUACAGUGAUUUUUUUAAAAAUAUGAUAAUGCCCUUUUAGUGUAAGAGCUGUCUCAAAAGACUGCCUAAAAUGUCAGCCUGUUUUGGUUCGAUGGAGUUUUGGCCUGCCAGGCAGUAAAUGUGUAGACCAAUAAGAAAGAGUUCAAAACCUCUCUACCAAGAGCUAGUUUUCUCUUUUCCCCUCCCCACUCAAACCACUCCCAGACAGUCCCAGCAAAAUUCUUACUUGAUAAAUUGUUCUUUGUUAAGAAACUAUUUUUGACCAUUUGAAUUUAAAACAAUCACUGUAAGGUACUUAAUUGUUACUCGUGAAAUGAUUUGAUAUUGAGAUAAAAACGGCUGCAUUGGACCUUUUUAAGCUCUGGGAGCUUCAUGUUCACUGUAGCUAUAAUUCCUGCGUGAGCUUUAAUGAAUUGAUUAUUGUAAGCCUGAUGCACAAUCAAGGUUACAGUAAGAUCAGAGGAAGGGUGGGGGGGCUUUGCAUUGACAGGAUGGGAGUUCAGACUACCUGAUUAGCACCAUGUCCAGCGUUAAAGGUGCAGUCCCAAUUAAUUGUCCAUGUGCACAGAUUAUUGCAGCAAAGCCUCCAGGUCCAUAACGAUGUGAUCCCCCUCAGAAUGACACGGUGAAUUAUACAUCCUAUAGUCACUAGUGUGAAUUAGUCUGUGUUGUUCUCUGGAUGGUUGUAGUUGACAAUUACGUCCACAUUGGAGUUAUGCAAAAUUGCUCAACCCUCAUUGGCAUAUAAUACCUUAAAAUAAUGCUUGGACAUAAGAUAUUGGUUGUUAGCACCACUCCCUGUUCCAUAUUUGGGCAUGGAAGCUGAAAGUGAAAGUCUCUACAGAAUCCAUUUUGAGAUGGCAGACUUACAGAAUUCACCCUAAACUGGAGAGGGGAAAGAAGUAAAGUCAGCUGAUCUGGGACUCCCCUGAGGGAGCACGGUCUUUAAAAUGAGUCUCUCUGGGGGGAGAGAGGAGGUUGCUACUGCCUUUAAAAUGUCACCCUAUGUUAAGGAUGACAUAGACCACAAAGUUGAAAGCCCAAUCCAACAGGAAAGACCAGUCUCACCUGUACCCAGCUGUGUGUCCAUGAAGAGUGACCAGUCUAUGAUGGCUCCAAUCACAUUCGGAGAGAAAAAUUCUGCUUCUAAACAAAGCUCAAUCCAACAGGAGAGACCAGUCUCACCUGUACCCAGCUGUGUGUCCAUGAAGAGUGACCAGUCUAUGAUGGCUCCAAUCACAUUCGGAGAGGAAAAUUCUGCACCUAAACAAAGGAUCCAACAGGAGAGGCCAGUCUCACCUGUACCCAGUUGUGUGUCCAUGAAGAGUGUCCAGAUACAGUCAGUUUCAUUCAGAGAGGGAAUCUCUGCUACUAAACAGAGAAACAGUCUGGAGAGAUCACAGUCAGAGACCGAGACAGAGAGUCAGUUUACCCAGAGUCAUCAAACGGACCUGUCCUCCAUAUUCAGGUCGCUCGAAGACGAUAUCAUGACUUUUCUGAAGAGUCAGUUGAAGAGGUUUAAGAGGAUUCUGAGCUCAGAGUGCUUUGAGAGCCAGGGGGAGGACAAGGAAGUAGUGGAUAUUGAAAUUGCAAAGCAGGAGAGCAAUGCCAGGGAGGGAGCUCUGAAGAUCACACUGCAUAUGCUGAGGAACAUGAACCAAACAGAGCUCGCUGACAUACUGGAGAAAAAUGAGCUUGCUGUGAAGUGCCAACGUAAACUAAAAUCUAAUCUGAAGAAUAAGUUUCAGUGUGUGUUUGAGGGAAUAGCUAAACAAGGAAACCCAACACUUCUCAAUAAGAUCUACACUGAGCUCUACAUCACAAAAGGUGGAAGUGGAGAGGUCAAUAAUGAACAUGAAGUGAGACAGAUAGAGGCAGCAUUCAGGAGACCAGCAACACAAGAGAUCUCAAUCAAAUGCAAUGACAUCUUCAAAUCCUUACCUGGACAAGACCAACCUAUCAGAACAGUGCUGACAAAGGGAAUCGCUGGCAUUGGAAAAACAGUCUCUGUGCAGAAGUUCAUUAUGGACUGGGCUGAAGGAAAAGCAAAUCAGGAUGUCCAAUUCAUAUUUCCAUUUUCUUCUCGGGAGCUUUAUUUAAUGAAAUACAAGAAACACAGUUUGCUAGAACUUCUUCAUCACUUUUUUGUAGAAACCAAGGAAUCAGGAAUCUCAAACUAUGAAAGCUACAAAAUUCUGUUUGUCUUUGAUGGACUGGAUGAGUUCCAAAUUCCCCUGGACUUCCAGAACAAUGAAAGCUGGUGUGACAUCACAGAGUCAACCUCAGUGGAUGUGCUGCUAACAAACCUCAUCAAGGGGAAUCUGCUUCCCUCUGCUCUCCUCUGGAUAACCUCUCGAACUGCAGCAGCCAAUCAGAUCCCUCCUGAGUGUGUUGACCAGGUGACAGAGGUACGAGGGUUCAAUGACCCACAGAAGGAAGAGUUCUUCAGGAAAAGAAUCAGUGAUGAGAAUAUGGCCAGCAGAAUCAUUUCACACAUAAAAUCAUCAAGGAGCCUCUUCAUCAUGUGCCACAUACCAGUCUUCUGUUGGAUUUCUGGUACAGUUCUUGAGCACAUGUUGAAAAAAGGAAAGAGAGGAGAAAUGCCAAAGACUUUGACUGAGAUGUACACACACUUGCUGGUAGUCCUGAUGAAACAGAUGAUUGAGAAAUAUCAUAGGAACGAUGAGACACAUCCACACUGGAAUGAAGAGAGCAUUCUGUCACUGGGAAAGCUGGCAUUUCAACAGCUGGAAAAGGGAAAUGUGAUUUUCUAUGAGGAACACCUGCGAGAGUGUGGCGUCGACGUCAGCGAGGAGUCUGUGUACUCUGGAGUGUGCACACAGAUCUUUAAAGAAGAGAGUGGGCUGUACCAGCAGAAGGUGUACUGCUUUGUGCAUCUGAGCAUUCAGGAGUUUCUGGCUGCUGUGUACGUGUUUCUCACAUUCAACAACAGUGGUGUGAAUCUAAUGGUUCAACCUGAAUCAACCUCUGAAGUACUUACGCCAUUCAAAAACAAUCCUACAUUUUGCCUCAAUGUAAGUGCAGUGGAGAUGGCCUUACAGAGUGAGAAUGGACACCUGGACCUGUUCCUCCGUUUUCUUCUCGGCCUCACACUGGAGUCCAAUCAUACUCUCCUACGAGGCCUACUGACACAGACGAAAAUCAGCUCACAAACCAAUGCUGAAACAGUAAAGUACAUCAAGUGGAAGAUUAAGGAGAAUCUCUCUCCAGGAAGGUGCAUCAAUCUGUUCCACUGUCUGAAUGAACUCAAUGACCAUUCUCUAGUGGAGGAGAUCCAAAGCUACCUGAGCUCAGGCAGUGUCUCCAGAGAAGAACUGUCUCCUGAACAGUGGUCCGCUCUGGUCUUUGUGUUGCUUACAUCAGAAGAGGAGCUGGAUGUGUUUGACUUGAGAAAAUACUCCAGGUCAGAUGAAGGUCUUUUGAGGCUGUUGCCAGUGAUCAAAGCCUCCAGAACAGCUCAGUUGGAAAGUUGUGACCUCACAGAGAAAUGCUGUAAAGCUUUGGCAUCCGCUUUAAACUCCUCACACCUGAGAGAGCUGGAUCUGAGCUACAAUCCUCUAAAAGACUCAGGAGUAAAGCUGCUCUCUGAUGGACUAGGGAGUCCACACUGUAAACUGGAGAAACUGAGGCUGUCAGACUGUCAAGUCAGAAAGGAAGGCUGUGCUUCUCUGGUCUCUGCUCUGAUGUUAAAGCCCUCACAUCUGAGAGAGCUGGACCUGAGUAACAACCCCCUAGAAGACUCAGGAGUUAAGCUGCUCUCUGAUGCACUGGGGAGUCCACACUGUAAACUGGAGACACUUAGGCUGUCAGGCUGUGAAGUCAGAGAGGAAGGCUGUGCUGCUCUGGCCUCUGCUCUGAGGUUAAACCCGUCACACCUGAGAGAGCUGGACCUGCAUGGCAAUGACCUAGAAGACUCAGGAGUGAAGCUGCUCUCUGAUGGAUUGGGGAGUUCACACUGUAAACUGGAGACACUGAGGCUGUCAGGCUGUAAAGUCAGAGAGAAAGGCUGUGCUGCUCUGGCCUCUGCUCUGAUGUUAAACCCCUCAGCCCUGAGAGAGCUGGAGCUGAACUUCAAUCACCUAGAAGACUCAGGAGUGAAGCUGCUCUCUGAUGCACUGGGGAGUCCACACUGUAAACUGGAGACACUGAGGCUGUCAUGCUGUGGAGUCCGAAGGGAAGGCUGUGCUUCUCUGGCCUCUGCUCUGAUGUUAAACCACUCACACCUGAGAGAGCUGGACCUGAGCCACAAUGACAUAGAAGACUCAGGACUGAAGCUGCUCUCUGAUGGACUGGGGAGUCCACACUGUAAACUGGAGACACUGAGGCUGUCACACUGUAAGGUCAGAGAGGAAGGCUGUUCUUCUCUGGUCUCUGCUCUGAUGUUACACCCCUCACAUCUGAGACAGCUGGACCUGAGUGGCAAUCACCUACAGGGCUCAGGAGUGAAGCUGCUCUCUGAUGCACUGGGGAAUACACACUGUAAACUGGAGACACUGAGGCUGCGAUGGUGUGGAGUCAGAGAUGAAGGCUGUGCUUCUCUGGCCUCAGCUCUGAUGUUAACCCCCUCAGCCCUAAGAGAGCUGGACCUGAGUGUCAAUGACCUAGAAGACUCAGGACUGAAGCUGCUCUCUGAUGGACUGGGGAGUCCACACUGUAAACUGGAGACACUAAGCUUUUUCAGCCAUACAUUUACGGUGUCUGGUGAUGAGAAUAAAGACUACGUACACAACAUGACACAACAAAAAUGCAUGUGAGCUCACACGGAACCCAAACACAGCACACAGAGAGCUCUCUCUGUCUGAGAGGAACAGAAGGGUGACACGGGUGUGGGUGAAGCA